Molecule: messenger RNA, 1623 nt
Organism: Carlito syrichta (Philippine tarsier)
Lineage: Eukaryota; Metazoa; Chordata; Mammalia; Primates; Tarsiidae
Gene: ZNF846
Product: zinc finger protein 846
Exons: 5
Coding region: 1-1623 (540 amino acids)
Biological process (GO): regulation of DNA-templated transcription
Molecular function (GO): RNA polymerase II cis-regulatory region sequence-specific DNA binding; DNA-binding transcription factor activity, RNA polymerase II-specific
Source: RefSeq, a predicted model, not a curated record
AUGAGCUCCUCUGAACACUUAGUGACCUUUGAGGAUGUGGCUGUGGACUUUACCCAGGAGGAGUGGACUUUGUUGGAUCAAACACAGAGAGAUCUCUACAGAGAUGUAAUGUUGGAGAACUACAAGAAUCUUGUUACUCUAGGGUCCGAAUUGUGCAAGCCCAAUCUCAUGUCUCGAUUGGAACGAGUUGAAGAGCUGAGGACAGGAGGGAGGGGAGUUCUGCAUGAACUUGAUUUGCAACUCAAAACCAAAGGCUCCCCACUGCCUCAAGAUAUUUCUGCAGAAAAAUCACCAAAUGGAAUACAAUUGGAGAGAAGUAAUACUGCAGAGAAACUCUAUGGCUCUAACCAGUGUGGAAAAGUGAACACCCGUUUUGUGAACCCAUUUUGUGAACACCCAUUUCUUCUGACUCACGUGAGAACUCACACUGGAGAGGAAACUUCUGAGGCUAGUCAGAGUGGAAAAACCGUAAGAAAUAACUUUACUUGUAGUUUUCAUAAGAAAACUCAUGUUGGGGAGAAAGCCUCUAAGUUUGUUCAACAUGAUAAAGCCAUCAACCAGUUUCCAAAUAUUACUGGGCAGAAGAAAACCCAUAAUAUACAAAAGAAAUUGUGUGAAUGCAAAGAUUGUUGGAGAACUUUUUUAAAUCAGUCAUUACUUAAGGUACAUAUGAGAUCUCACAAUAGAGAAAAACAUUAUAUAUGUAAGGAAUGUGAGAAAGCCUUCAGUAAUUCUUCACACCUUAUAGGACAUAUAAGAAUUCACAGUGGAGAGAAGCCCUAUGUCUGUAAAAAAUGUGGUAAAGCCUUCACUCAAUCCACAGGACUUAAAUUACACAUCAGGACUCACACUGGAGAAAAACCACAUAAAUGUAAAGAGUGUGGGAAAGCCUUCACCCAUCCCUCAUACCUUACAGAUCAUAUAAGAGUUCACAGUGGAAAGAAGCCCUAUGUAUGCAUAGAAUGUGGGAAAACCUUUACUCGAUCCACAGGACUUAUUUUACACAUACGAAUUCACACUGGAGAAAAACCAUAUGAAUGUAAGGAAUGUGGAAAAGCUUUUAUUCAUUCCUCAUAUCUUAUAAAACAUGUAAGGAUUCACAGUGGAGAGAAGCCAUAUUUAUGUAAGGAAUGUGGGAAAACUUUUACUCGUUCCUCAGGACUUGUUUUACACAUGCGAACACACACUGGAGAAAAACCUUAUGCGUGUAAAGAAUGUGGGAAAGCCUUUAGUAAUUCCUCAAUGCUUAAUCAACAUGUAAGGACUCACACUGGAGAGAGGCCUUAUGCAUGCAAAGAAUGUGGGAAAGCUUUCACUCAGUCAUCAGGCCUUAGUACACAUUUAAGAACUCACACUGGAGAAAAGGCCUAUCAAUGUAAGGAAUGUGGGAAAGCAUUUGCUCGUUCCACAAAUCUUAGUAUGCACAUGCGAACUCACACUGGAGAAAAGCCAUAUGAAUGUAAAGAAUGUGGGAAAGCCUUCAGAUAUUCCACAUGCCUUAAUGUUCAUGUGCGAACUCACACUGGAGAAAAACCAUAUGAAUGUAAGGAAUGUGGGAAAAACUUCACUCAAUCUUCAGCACUUGCUAAGCAUCUAAGAACUAAGGCAUGUGAAAACACCUGA